AUGGCAUCUCGAAGUGUGUCGCCUGGUGGUGCUCUCCUAAGGGCAUCAAGAGUAUUCUCACUUCCUCCUCCACUUCCACGGCCGAUGGGCGAACUGUCAUCAGCAGCAGUAUUCAACUCCGACACUGCAACCCUCCCCCAUCCGAUCCACCAGACAAUAACAACACCACCAUCAUCACUCGCCAGAGGAGACUGGGGAUUCAAGAGACCACUACCUCUUCGAUCGACUACGAAAUCGUCUACUCCUUUCAUACGAGUCGAGGCAAUCGACACCUUCGAACACAUCACGGAGUUCAAUUCGUCGGCAGACCAUUCGAUAACUCUACAAAAAUGGCAGGAAAUGGGAGUGCCACUGACAACGGCCAUACCGGACACAAACCGAGGAGACUUUAGGGCAGGUGAGGUCAGAAGUGUCUUCGAGAGCGGCCUUGACUCAACAGGGGACUCGAAAGGAAGUAAUCUUGGGAAGGAAGACACGCGGUGGAAGUUCAAAGGCCCGUGGCUAGCAGGACAAACAGAAGGAGAUUUCAACGCCUUUCUCACAUCCGAGGUUCGCAAACGAAAGUCAGAAUUCCAACAGUACUUAAGAACUGCAUGCACACACGCCUUGACAGCAGAGGCCCGGCACUCCGCAGAAGGAGAAAUGCCUCCCGCAAUCGAGGAGAGCGAAAUCACCGAAGCCCAAUUCACAGAAUUCGUAAAAGGGCUCCGAAACACCCGCGCGGAACUGUACAAGCACAUCAGGGACUUUUUGGACCUCCCGCCCGCGCCGGCAAAGAAGGUGGAUAUCGAGCAACUCCUCCGGAACAACGGUGUCAACAUCCCUGACAACAACGUCCUCCCACCCUCGAGAUCUCCUUACGCAGAGACUGGCCCGCCCAAGACACAUCCCUCAGCAGGCCUGUCCUACAGUCUCACGAACGCACAUACCUACAACCAUCCCGUCUGGGGCCCACAGAAGCAUCCCGCACCAGUGCUGAGUCGCGUCGUGAUGCCCAAGAACGCAGCAACAGGGCAAUUCGGCGCCGCAUUAGGUGUGGGCGGAUUCGUGACCGAGCUACCAGCCGGCCAAAAUUCUUUCAAUCUCGGCGGCUCAGGCAGAUACAGUAGGCAGACGAGAACCAAAGAGACGCCGGGCACGAUCACCGUUGAUCCAACGAAGGUCGGCGGUAGCAAGAUGUGGGUACACCCCACCAAAGCACACGUCGAUCCGAAGGGCCGUGUUGUCUUGACUGUUGAGUCUGGGGACCCAGAAGCUGUUGCCGUGCAUCAGGGGACGACGGACCAGAUCCCUGUUGUGGCGACGCCGAAACUCAGCUCGAGGACAUAUGGUAUGGGUGCUGCGCCAACAUUUGACAAUAUGGGAUAUAGAAGGAACACGGGGAGGGGGUAUGGAUUGGAUCUUGGUGGGAAGUUGGAGGAGCAGCCAGUGAGGAGAGAGAAGCCUGGAAAGCAGGAGGAUCCUUUUAGCCAGCUGACGGGGUUGAUGUAA
This is a messenger RNA of Cadophora gregata, 1491 nucleotides long. RefSeq lists its product as uncharacterized. Gene Ontology annotation, molecular function: structural constituent of ribosome. NCBI's taxonomy places the organism in Eukaryota, Fungi, Ascomycota, Leotiomycetes, Helotiales, Ploettnerulaceae. Gene Ontology annotation, biological process: mitochondrial translational initiation. Gene Ontology annotation, cellular component: mitochondrial small ribosomal subunit. The transcript has a single exon. Bases 1 to 1491 code for a protein of 496 amino acids. The record is from RefSeq and is a predicted model, not a curated record.